AUGCUCUCGGCCGUCGGGAGCCUCCUGCGCUUGGGCUCGGGGUGCGUGGUCCGCUGCGCCCCAGGGGCGUCUCGACCAGCAGCCGCUCGGCUGCGGGUAACCGCUCUCCAGCUCUGUGGUCUCCCUCGCUACUCCAGUGGUGAGACCCGCAGCGAUCCUGAUGCCCAAAGUCACGGGAAGGUUCACAGGGUCCUCGCCCAGCACAAGCCCACACAAUUCGACAAGAAAAUCCUGGUGUGGACCGGCCGUUUCAAAUCGAUAGAGGAGAUCCCGCCUCGGGUUCCGCCUGAAAUGAUAGAUGCUGCAAGAAACAAAGCCCGAGUAAAAGCUUGUUACAUAAUGAUAGGACUCACAAUUAUUGCCUGCUUUGCAGUGAUAGCAUCAGCCAAAAGGGCUGCAGAACGGCAUGAAUCCUUAACAAGUUGGAACCUGGCAAAGAAAGCGAAGUGGCGUGAAGAAGCUGCAUUGGCUGCACAGGAUAAAGCUAAAUGA
Messenger RNA from Marmota flaviventris (yellow-bellied marmot), 492 nucleotides. RefSeq names its product family with sequence similarity 162 member B (gene Fam162b). Lineage: Eukaryota; Metazoa; Chordata; Mammalia; Rodentia; Sciuridae. The record is from RefSeq and is a predicted model, not a curated record.